GGUCGCUCUCUGGCUGUUUGAUAUCCUUGCUUGUCGUCCUUCGUCCCGCUUUUGCUCGAUCUAUCGUGUUCUCGCGUUUCUCGAAUCUCUCGGCGGGACAUGUUCUAAUCGCUUGGACAUUUUGAUAUCGUGACAUUCAGGGAAUCGCAAGUUGCUCUCGCGCGCCUUCACCAUGCCCAACGCCAUCAGCAUCGCUCCGUCACAGGAGUUUGAAGGCAACGAUGGCAACUGGUCAACAUUCAGCAUCGUGGUCGGUACGGGACCGAAACAACAGCGCAUCCUUCCAGCGACAUCAUCCGAAUAUGUCGCACUCGUGUCACCGCUCGGCUGUGUCAAUACCUUCAACGCUGGCCCAAGUACCGCUUGUGAGUUUUCACGAGGCGGUACACCCUCUCUUUUCAACACCUCCAACAGUCUUACCUGGACCAAGUUGACGGCUGCCGAUGGCUCAAAGAAUUUCUACCUACCUUUCGACUCUGAGCAAAAACUUGGUAACGCAGGACCAGGGCAGGUCCCCGCUUCAGUCGGACUUGACACUGUCGCGUUCGAUCUGCUUCCCUCGUCAAGAACUCCAAACCUCACAUCACAGGUCGUUGCAGUUUACAAUGCUGUUAAUCCAUGGAUAGGCAUGCUGGGUGUGCGCGGCAUUCCGAAUCAUCUUCCGCUUGCCGACUCCACCAGCCAGACGAGUGUUUUGCAAGCCUUGAAGGCUGCAGGCACGGUACCAAGUGUGUACUUUGGCUACACCGCAGGGAAGUAUUACAAGAGUCCCCAAGUUUUUGGAAGUCUCACGCUCGGAGGCUAUGACGGGAGCCGUGUCGAUAUGUCGACGGCACUGUCUGUUCCAAUCUCGGGGUCGACCACAUCCGACCUCAGCGUCUACAUCAAGAGCAUUACCCUCAGCGCGUCGGGCAACAGGAACAAUAUCCCCGUUGGCCAAUUUGCAUUGAUCGAUUCGGUAGUACCGGAGAUUUGGCUCCCGGACACCAUCUGCGACCAAGUUGAGUUGGCGCUGGGUUUGGUCUACGACAAAGCGACGCAAUUGUAUCUCGUCAAUGACACUUUACGCACAAAUCUCCAGAAUGCCGCCCCGAGCUUCACCUUCAAUCUUGCAGCCUCGGGAAACUCGUCAAACAGUAUCCCCAUCACGUUGCCAUAUGGAGCUUUCGAUCAAACUGCAAGGUUUCCGUUUGCGGGAGUCAAUCCGUCAAAUCCGACGAGACAGCAGCGUUAUUUCCCUCUGCGACGCUCCAAUACUACAACAGGCUUCUUCCUCGGCCGGACCUUCCUACAAGAAGCGUAAGUCUAUGGCCAUGCUUAUCUAGCCACCAUGAUUUGCGCGCUAACGUUCU
This is a messenger RNA of Dissoconium aciculare CBS 342.82, 1352 nucleotides long. RefSeq lists its product as uncharacterized. The transcript has a single exon. Bases 173 to 1303 code for a protein of 376 amino acids. The record is from RefSeq and is a predicted model, not a curated record. NCBI's taxonomy places the organism in Eukaryota, Fungi, Ascomycota, Dothideomycetes, Mycosphaerellales, Dissoconiaceae.